Molecule: messenger RNA, 708 nt
Organism: Cetraspora pellucida
Lineage: Eukaryota; Fungi; Glomeromycota; Glomeromycetes; Diversisporales; Gigasporaceae
Source: the annotation of a GenBank genome assembly
AUGGUUACGCGAAUCAACCUGAUUAUUUGGCAGUAUUUCUUACAGCUUUUCGGUCAGAAUACGAAAAAAAAAUCAAGUAAAAUCCAGAACAAAUCAACGAUUUUGGUUCGGGUUGAUAAUUCUGAUGUUAAAUCCAAGAAACUAACACAUCUUGCUAUAAGAAGUUUUAAGAAAUUGGAUUUCGUUUUUGAAAUUAUACGAGUGCAUAUCAUUAAUGAAGAUCCAUUUACGAAAGAUCCAUUAAAUGAAGGUGCAAAACUAAAUGAAAUAAGGACCAAACCAUUUUUAUCUUCUUUUGACAAAUAUUUUAUGGAUGAAAGUUACUGUGAUGUAGAAUUUAAAUUUGACUGUGGUCCUAGAAUUGAGUCGAAUCGACUCGUUCUUGCAAAUAAACUAGAAAACGACUUAUCAUUAGACACAUUACAAAAUUUUUAUUUUGAUUCUGAGGCAAGACAUUUAGAUGAUUUAAAAGACAUGGUCAUAAUCCGAAUUGGUGAAAUGGCUAACAUACAUACUUGGGAUCAGAUCUUAAGAUUUUCUUUGAAGAUCAAUGAAGAUAAAUUAAAAAAGAAUGUUAUGUUAUUCCUUCAAUACAAUUGGGAUGAAGUAAAACAGACAAAACAAAUGAAGCGAAUGUUAAAGGAGGGAAAUAUUGAUUGGAUUAGUGAGAUUGAAAAUUUGAUUACAACAAAAAUCCUUGGUGAUUAA